UACAGGAGAUGAUCAGAGACUGCGGACAUAGUACAGGAGAUGACCAGAGACUGCGGACAUAGUACAGGAGAUGAUCAGAGACUGCGGACAUAGUACAGGAGAUGACCAGAGACUGCGGACACAGUACAGGAGAUGACCAGAGACUGCAGACACAGUACAGGAGAUGACCAGAGACUGCGGACACAGUACAGGAGAUGACCAGAGACUGCGGACAGUACAGGAGAUGACCAGAGACUGCGGACACAGUACAAGAGAUGACCAGAGACUGCGGACACAGUACAGGGAAUGACCAGAGACUGCAGACACAGUACAGG
Messenger RNA from Staurois parvus, 314 nucleotides. Lineage: Eukaryota; Metazoa; Chordata; Amphibia; Anura; Ranidae. The record is from the annotation of a GenBank genome assembly.